Messenger RNA from Betta splendens (Siamese fighting fish), 7758 nucleotides. It is a transcript of the gene atad2b, whose product is annotated as ATPase family AAA domain containing 2B. The transcript has 28 exons. Gene Ontology annotation, biological process: positive regulation of transcription by RNA polymerase II. The record is from RefSeq and is a predicted model, not a curated record. Gene Ontology annotation, molecular function: chromatin binding; ATP hydrolysis activity; histone binding. Gene Ontology annotation, cellular component: nucleus. The coding region runs from base 143 to 4501 and encodes 1452 amino acids. NCBI's taxonomy places the organism in Eukaryota, Metazoa, Chordata, Actinopteri, Anabantiformes, Osphronemidae.
GAGGGAGAGAGGGAGGGAGAGAGAGAGAGAGAGAGAGAGAGAGAGAGAGAGAGAGAGAAAUGGCGCCUCGAUGCUGCGCUCAGUGAGGCAGUGUUUGGAGCCGGUUAGGGAGAUUCAGUGAGAGCACACACACAAGGAAAACAUGGUGAAUACGAGGAAAAGCUCGCGGUCGAGGGCCGAGCCAUUCAUCUCUUCGAGGACUAGGUCGUCGUCGAGAAACGAGCCGAACUCAGAGGAACAUAAGGACCCCGGUAGUGAUGUGAGCAGUCCCAGCAGCCCGCGGCUGGCUCCCCCUUCCAAGCGAACGCGGCGACAGUGCGCUUCUGAGCCCAGCUCCAGUGACACCUCCCCAUCUCCUCAAACUAAAGCCCAGAGGGUCAGCUGGGACCUUCCAACGUACCGCACCAGGCUGUCCUCUCGCAUAAUGCAAAAUGGGCACGCUCAUAUGAGUCAUCGCAAUGAGGAGAGUGGAGGCGGAGAUCACUCUCGCAUGAAUGGCCAUGUGGAACUGAAGAGGAGCUGCCGGGUUAGGAAGAGCCAAUUUGAACACCUCAACCAGAGCCUGCUGUUUGACCAGCUGGUCAACAGCACUGCUGAGGCUGUCCUUCAGGAGAUGGACAACAUCAGCAGCAUUAGGCAAAACCGUGAGGUGGAGCGACUUCGAAUGUGGACUGGAGACACCGAGGAGGAAAACAUGGACAUGUAUUCCCGGGUGAAACGCAGGAAGUCAAUGCGCAGGAGCACUUUCAACAUACCUACACAUCACAAAGUCAUGAGCAAAACGGAAGAGGAAGAAGAGGAGGAGGAAGGCACAGAAGAAUUUCAUGGUGAGGAAGAGGAGGAAGACGGAGAUGAUGAUGACGAUGAUGAUGAUGAAGGGGAUGAAGCAGAGGAAGCAGAAGAGGAAAAUGACAGACCAUACAACCUGAGGCAGCGAAAGACAGUCCAGAGAUAUGAGGCGCCACCAAUUGAGCCUGUGAACAGAAAACAGAGCAACGCUUCACUUUUUGACACCCAUAGGUCCCCAGCAAGAAGAAGCCAUAUAAGAGUGAAGAAACACGCCAUACACAGCAGUGACACGACAUCGUCUUCUGAUGAGGAGCGAUUUGAGCGAAGAAAAAGCAAGAGCAUGACCAGGGCUAGGAACAGAUGUUUGCCCAUGAACCUGACGGCCGAAGACUUGGCAAGUGGGGUGCUUCGUGAUCGAGUGAAAGUGGGUGCCAGCUUGGCUGAUGUAGAUCCCAUGAACCUUGAUAACUCUGUGAAAUUUGACAGCGUAGGUGGCCUCACUAAUCACAUUCAGUCGCUAAAAGAGAUGGUGGUGUUUCCUCUGCUUUAUCCUGAGAUCUUUGAAAAGUUCAAGAUUCAACCUCCGAGAGGGUGUUUGUUCUACGGCCCACCGGGGACAGGAAAGACCCUGGUUGCACGGGCACUUGCCAAUGAGUGUAGCCAGGGAGACCGGAAGGUUUCAUUCUUCAUGAGGAAGGGAGCUGACUGCCUCAGCAAAUGGGUUGGUGAAUCAGAGCGCCAGCUACGUCUGCUCUUUGACCAGGCAUACCUGAUGAGACCAUCCAUUAUUUUCUUUGAUGAGAUUGAUGGCUUAGCUCCUGUUCGCUCCAGCAGGCAAGACCAGAUACACAGUUCUAUUGUGUCCACUCUGCUGGCCUUGAUGGAUGGCUUGGACAGUCGUGGGGAGAUAGUGGUCAUUGGUGCUACAAACAGACUUGACUCUAUCGACCCGGCACUCAGGAGGCCUGGGCGCUUUGACCGGGAGUUUCUGUUCAACCUGCCUGACAAGAAGGCCAGAAAGCACAUCCUACAGAUCCACACACGGGACUGGAAUCCCAAAUUGGCUGAGCCAUUUAUAGAUGAACUUGCAGAAAAAUGUGUCGGCUACUGUGGUGCUGACAUCAAAGCACUUUGCACAGAGGCAGCCUUGGUGGCUUUGCGUCGCCGCUAUCCCCAGAUAUAUGGCAGCAGCGUCAAACUGAAGCUGGAUGUCACCUCCAUCGUUUUGGGGCCUGGCGACUUCAGCAAGGCGAUGAGGACAAUCGUCCCAGCCUCCCAGAGGGCCCUGGCUCCCCCCGGCCGGGCCCUGUCCCCCACCCUCAGGCCCUUGCUGGCCAGUUCUUUCUCCUUGGUGCUGAAAUCUCUGCUCAGAGUCUUCCCCCAUGCUCAGUUUACUGACAGGGACAACACACACGGCGGUGACAAUCAACUGCUUGAAGAGGACUUUUACAGCGAUGAUGACAAUGAUGAAGGCUCUGCUUCCAUCUAUGAAGUCCAGCCUGCUGCAUCCCCAGAGAGAUGGCAUCCCUCUUCUGCAACACACAGACCCUUCCUCCAUUUCUCAUCCUCUGCCCUCAAACAUCCUACAGCCUAUCGACCUCGUCUACUGCUGUCUGGGGCCACAGGCUCAGGACAGAGCUCCCACCUGGCCCCUGCUUUGCUGCACCACUUGGACAAACUGCCAGUCCACCGCCUAGACCUUCCCACACUCUACUCCAUCAGCGCAAAGACACCAGAAGAGUCUUGUGCUCAGGUUUUCCGUGAGGCCCGCCGUAGCAUGCCCAGCGUGGUGUUUAUGCCACAUAUCUCAGAGUGGUGGGAGACGGUGGGUGACACCGUGAAGAGCACUUUCCUCACCUUGCUCCAGGAUGUGCCCUCGUUCAGCCCUGUUCUUAUCCUUGCAACGGCUGAGACCCACUAUUCACAACUGUCAGAUGAGGUAAGAAGUAUUUUCCAGAGGAGCUAUGGGGAGGUAGUAACGCUGUGCCCUCCAGGAGAAGAGGACAGGCGAAGCUUCUUCUCCAACCUGCUAUUGGUCACAGCAGCCAGUCCUCCUCCACGCCUCAGGAACACAGAGAGGUGCAAAGAGGCACUACCAGUGGCAGAGGCUCCAGGCCCCAGAGUCCUCUCAGCAGAAGAACAGCGCCGCCUGGCUGAACAGGAGGAGAACACAUUACGGGAGCUCAGACUCUUUCUCAGGGAUGUGACCAAGCGUCUGGCCACUGACAAACGUUUUAACAUCUUCAGCAAACCAGUUGACAUUGAGGAGGUUUCAGACUACCUAGAGGUGAUCCGGCAGCCCAUGGACCUGUCCACUGUAAUGACCAAGAUUGACACCCACAAGUACCUCACGGCGAAGGACUUCCUUGUGGAUAUCGACCUCAUCUGCAGUAAUGCUUUGGAAUACAAUCCUGACAAAGACCCUGGAGACAAGGUGAUCAGGCACAGAGCAUGCAGUUUAAAGGACACGGCCCAUGCCAUAUUUGCUGCUGAACUGGAUCCAGAAUUUGACCGCAUGUGUGAGGAAAUCAAGGAAGCGCGCAGGAAGAGAGACCUCCAGGUGCCAGCUCCGCUGACGGCAGCUCCAGGCGCUGUGGCAGCCAGGAAGCACCACACUGCAGGAGAGGAGCAGACGAAGAACAGUACUCAGGGCGAGGCCACAGAUAAACAGUGCACAGCUAAUCACAUAAAACGAAAGAUUCGCCGGCGGCCAUCUUGGGGACGGGGCAUCAUUCGUAAGAAGAAGAACUACAAGAAAGGAACAGAAGAGGAAGAGGAGGAACAUGAGGCAGAAGUGGAAGCUGCAGGACCCAGCGACUCGUGUUUGACACAGGAUGAAGACUCGUCUUGUGAUACCAUGGGCCCCCAGCCAAAUGGCCACCAUCCCCAUGCUCCCUCCACCGAAGAGGAGAGCUCUAAUGAGCCCCUUGUUGCAGCUCCCGCUGGAACUUCAGGUGCCAGUGAGCCCAGUGAAGAGCCAACACCUAAGGAGAAGGAGGUUCUUCCAGCCAAAGAAGGGUAUUCUGAGAAAAGUGAGAAACACACUCAUGUCCAUAUCCUCGGUGUCAGUUCUCAUCUACAGGCAGAUGGGCAUUGCCAGGCCAAGCAGGCUGACUUCCACCCUUUGAUUAAAAUGCCCAAAUCUUUAGAUGUUAAGAAUCAGCCCCAGCACCUUGUGUCGCAAGUAGACUGUGUUAAUGGAAAUGAGUCAAUGGACAGCCUGGACUCGCAGAGCCUCAAGAGGAACAGUGAGGCAGAGGAAAGGACUUGUCACAGGCCAACUGAAGGCUCUGACAAGCAAGAGGAGGAAGAGCACAAUGACGAGCACGAGAACCAUCCAACUCAGGAGCACCCUCUCCAGGACGGGAGGGGCGUAAUAGAAGGUGCAGAGGAGGAACAAGAUGAAGAAGGCGAUUUCAACAUAAGUGAAAACAAGUGCAGCCCAUCAGAGCAGUUGAAGGGAUCUCCGGAACGACCAGAGGAGGAACCACAGCCAAUCCCUCCACGUCCUCCAGUAGUGGUGGAUCACCAGCGACUUUUGGCUCUACUGGAUGUGGUGGUGAAGAAGACUGAGGGUUACAGUGUGGAGCAGUUAGAGAGGCUGUACUCCCUUCUCAGCCAGUGUAUCUACCAGCACCGCAGAGAGUACGACAAGACACAGCUACUGGAGGCGAUGGAGGAAAGAAUCCAGCAUUUUGAUACAUUCCUGUGAGAUGGAGGAAGAAGUACCUGUCUGGGUACGUCCUGAACCGCCUGGGACCACAACGACACACACACUGAGCGCGAGAGACACACACGGACAAUUCAGCUCCCCCUUCUUGCUGGGAGGGAGGGCGACGAGGUUGAGGACGGAGACAUUCAAUGGUGCUAUCGUCUCAGGAACCUGGCCAGAUCCAGACCGAACCUACACAACCAAACCCCCGGAGGUGUGUUAGUCACACACUCGCGCACACACCAAUGGUGACGGGCCGCCCUGGUGCUACUCGGGUGCUAUGCUAACUUUUUUUUUCCUCCAUGCUGCUCUUGGGACUACUUGUUAACUUGGAUAAAUAGUGAAACCAACAGAUUGGGUGAUGUCACAUCGCGACGUAGCCGCUCUCUUUCAGCACUGGCUGCGCAUACACACAAUUUGAAUACGCUUCGGUUUUCAUGCGUUCCCACAAACGCACUCGCAUGCGAGCGCACACUCUCAGAUCCUCACCAGCAGAAGUGUGAAUGCAGAGCGCCGCUAGGAGAUGAGGACAGAUAAUGUUCUGACUCACUGAACUAUGAUGCUGAGCCCAUCUUGCCCCCAAGUGGAAUGCUUCAUCACAGGCCAGUAAUGCCGCGCCAUUAUUUUUUUCCUCCCGCUAUUUUAGCUACUUGAUUAGUUCAGUAUCUGAGCCGCCGUCGAGGAUACUCACCCAGAACUACAGCUUAGGAAGUACGCAAACUUGAUGAGGUUAGCACAGUAGGACUAGAGCCCAUCAUUUCCCCUUCAUUACAGCGGCCAUCAGGUGUGGAAAGCCUCCGACUACUGGUGAACACGCGCAGCCUGUAGACCAGCUAUAACCCACCGCGGGCCUCCAGUCCUGGCAGAUUGUGGCAUCUUAAACGUUUUGCGGUAGCUCAAGCCUCUCCAUCCGCCCCCUCCCCCUCCCCACAUUCACAGUAUGAAUGUUUUCCCUCAUGCUCAAACUGUGCCCGCCACUUGAUUUUCCUAUCAACACCCCGACUGAGGAACUGGAAGCAGUACAAAUUGGAAAUCGUGUCGUUUGCACUGCCUAGCGUGUGCCUUAUUAUUAUAAAGCCUCGUAUGAAACUUUGAUAUAUUUAGGAGGAUUUUUUUUAUUUAAUACUUGUGACAAUGAACAGGCUCCAAGUUGGGGUGGGUCUUAAUGUAACCACUGAGGUCACUGUGACCUCACAGCAAAAAAAAAAAAAAAGUCAGUCAGUGCUGUUAGGCCUGUUGAAAACAUAUCUUUCACACAACAAAGUUGAAUUAUUAACUUAAAGGCAUUAAACUCCAAUCACCUGUCAGGCCGCGUCGGAAGCACUUCAAAUUUUCUAUUCAAAUGUAUUCCUGCCCUGUUUUGGCCCAGUCCAGUCAGGGGAGGUCCGUCUCCACCUGAGCACACAGCAGGUGUGAGAAGAGGUCGCCAACACCAGCUUUUCUUCAGUUCUUCAUAUGCAAAAAAUAACGAUGCGAGUCAAAUCAUCUAUUGUGCCAACUGUUGCCCUCAUUCUGAGAAGGUGCUGACAACACGGUGCCCGUUGGCAGGAGCUCUGUCUGGACUAUGAACACGUUCUGUUAGACCCUCAUAACCUUUGUAUUACGUGUUUAUUUUUUUUAUCAUUUUCUUUUUUUCUUACCUUGUCAUAAAAAUGCCUUGCUAGAGAUUGUUGUUGCAUGGGAUGUGAAACCAUAAUGAACAAGGCCAUUCUAGGCAGUGCCUGUCACUAAAGGUGUUUCAAGCAUUACGUCGUUUUCAUUUUGUAUUUUUCUUCUCUGACAUGUGGAAUUGUGUUUUAUCAACACCAGACGAGAGAAGCUAGAUUCUCAUCUGUGGCCAACACAGCGUAUGUUUCCUGACUGCAGUAAAUGAAGGUAUUUACUGAAGCUUUAUAAAGUUUUUAAGGCACGGUCCGGUCACCAUUGUUUGAAGAUGCCAUAUUGGAGCAGGCGUUGUCUGGAGACGGCUCCCCCUGUUUUUUCCUCUUGAAGCACUCUUGGUCCAAUCCUCAAACCUCUCGGUGCAACUCUGACCCCAGCUCACCUCUGCCUUGUUCCCACAUUUUCCGGGGACUAACGCAAAGACCAUAUGCAAACUGGCAAUGACAGGUUAGCACUUGGACUACUGCAGAGAGAAAAACCAAUGCUACCUCAGCUUAAUUUAUUUUAAUGCGAAAACUGUUUACCGGGUACAAAAACAGUGUUUUUCUCCCUCCCAAAUACCGUUGCAACAUCAACAGUACCAGAUCAGUGCAACCAUGGCUGCUGCAGUAAUCCAAAAGUGGUUUAUAUCUCUGAUUGUUCUGUAUGUUUGCAUUUGAGCCAGAUGAUGAUUGCAUACAUUUUAGGGAUAUUUCAUGGACUCUGUAUGUUAAUGCUUUAGUUUCUCUUUAGUUGUAAAUGUACUUUGACAGUGGUGUCACACAUCUGAUCCUCUUCCACGUUAGCACCCCCUCAAACUUUCACUGCAGCUAUAGAAAGCGUUUCUGCCUUUUUUUUUUACUUUUUAAAUUCUUUUUUUUUUGCAGAUUUUCAUCUCAUGAUUCUGAUUAUUUAUUAAGUUUUACACCUAAUUGUUAGUCAAUUGUGUAUUUUUCCUUUUUUAUAUGUUAACAAAUUGGAAAGCGUUGCUGCGUCCAUUUUCACUAUGUUGCUGAAUUGCGUAGCGUUUGUGUAGCAUGUUUUUUUGGCGCGUUUGGGGGAGUAAAGGGUUUACAGGUCUCUCAGGUUCAACACGCGACCACAUGCCCUUUCAGCAUUUCUAUUUAUUUGGUUGUUCUGGUGUUUUCUUUGAGUGGUUAUGGACUGUGGCAUACUGGAAGAAACUAACAUUAGCACGCAUUCUAAACACUGUCUAUCUGGUGCAUCGCCAGGAAGAGAUACACAGGAAAACUCCUUCAAUCUUGUUUUGCCAAAAACUUAUUUUAUGGCUUUAGAAACACAUUUGGAAAUAAAAUGAGUAGUUUAAAUGUCAUACAUUGUGAUCUUCCUUUAUUAAAUUGUAGCCAGUUUGGACUAACAACCAAUUUUUGUCUGGUAGUUGAGACUACUUAGUCCAGUAUGCAGAAGGAAAGGGUUCGUUCUUCCUUGAUUUUCAACGUUAGUCUUUUCCAUAGCUUCGUCUGUUCCUGUUUUUGUAUUUAACACACCUGUUCACAAUUGUUACUUUUUAGCGUAAGUUAUAUUUCAAACAAAACAUUUACUGUAUUUCUCAAAUAAACUGCUGUGAUAUACUUGAAUAAAAGGUGCAAACUGUC